AUGGACCACCUGCCGAUAGAGAACCAUCCUACCCAGAUCAAGAAAUCCAAGUUGCGGAAAUUCAAAAAAGCGAAGAAACGUUUGAUCAAAAUCUGUAAAUACGAAGCCUUCGUUUCUUGCCUGGUUGGCUUAUACACCUGCCAGUGGCAAAACCAGAACCUCAAAACGAUUAAACCGGGACUCUGGUGUUGCAAUAAGGGAGAAUGUAUGUAUUUUUCCCUCUUGGCUUUCACAUUCAGCUUUUCCUUUGUCUUUCUGUAUAUGUGGGGAGAAGCCAGGAAUGACUACAACAGCUUUGACUGGUACAGCUUCAUCAAUUUAGGCUACUGGUUUCACUGGUCGACUUUCCUGCUGUUUCUGGCGGUCUUCGUCUUCUCCUACCUGUUUUUCUUAAUCUUCAUAGCAGUUUUACUACUCUUUGAAAGUAAAGAGUUGGAAAUGCACUGGUUCCAUAAGCGUGUGACACUUUUUACCCUCUUCCUCUCCGUCACUGGCUUAACAGCUAUCACUAUGUUUUGGACACGUCAGUGGCACACAUUCUACUUGUCGUUCCAGGUGACGGCUCCUUUUCUUCACGUGAUUGCCAUAUUCACCAUGGUGCUCUUGGCUUGGCCGGUGGCCCUGCAUUUCUUCCGGGUACGUGAUAAAGUCCUACAGAUGUUGAUUCUAACUCCUUACCUAGUUGUCCUUGUCUACCUUAUCUUCGUUCCCCUGGGCAUGUACUCCCCUUGCAUCCGGGAGAAGGGGACUCUGGGUCCCAAGCCGGCCCUGAUUGGUCACAGAGGAGCCCCCAUGGUAGCUCCUGAGAAUACCAGGAUGUCGUUUGCCAAAACCAUCGAUCACGGCGCUAUCGGCCUGGAGACCGACGUCACCAUUAGCUACGACGGCGUGCCCUUCCUGAUGCACGAUCAUUCCUUGACCAGGACCACUGAUAUUGAGCGCCUCUAUCCCCAACUGAGGGGCGAAGACCCCGCUUACUUCACCUGGGAUAUCUUGGAAAAGCUGAAUGCAGGGGAAUGGUUUCUCAAGAACAAACCCUUCUAUCACAUGCCUCCCUUCUCCGCCGAGGAUGAAGAGCUGGCCAAGAGCCAGACCAUUUUCAAACUGAGUGAAUUUCUGACCCUUGCGGACAAGGCCAACAAACUGGUCCUCUUCGAUCUGUAUCGCCCGCCGAGGUUUCAUCCGUACAGGAACAGCUGGAUCAGCAGGACUUUAGAAGUACUCCAGGAAGAAUCAAAGAUUAAACCCCAUUUGGUCCUUUGGCUGGACAAUCGAAAUCGGGGUUUCGUUCAGUAUAAGGCUCCGCAAUUCCAACAUAUCUCAUCCUCCGCCCAAACCAUUGAAUACCUCCAAAGGUGGAAGAUUGGAAAACUCAAUCUGGACUACCGAAGGUUGGCUACAGUCGAUAUUCGGAAAUAUGCAAAAGCCAAUAUCACCACCAAUCUCUGGGUGGUCAGCGAGCCGUGGCUUUACUCCUUGGCCUGGUGCUACGGAGCUGAAUCGGUAACCACUGAUGCUGUGCACAUUCUGGGCAAUGUUAGCCAACCAUUCUUCUUCUUGACGCCACAGAAAUAUAAAGCCAUCUGGGUCACCACAGACCUGCUGGCCCUGUUCUUCAUACCUCUCGUCUUCCUCGCCCACUGGUAA
Messenger RNA from Pseudonaja textilis, 1647 nucleotides. Its product is annotated as glycerophosphodiester phosphodiesterase 6. The record is from RefSeq and is a predicted model, not a curated record. Gene Ontology annotation, cellular component: membrane. Gene Ontology annotation, biological process: lipid metabolic process. Gene Ontology annotation, molecular function: glycerophosphodiester phosphodiesterase activity. Lineage: Eukaryota; Metazoa; Chordata; Lepidosauria; Squamata; Elapidae.